UUUUUUUUUCUACCUUAUUUUUUUUAAAGAAUAAAAUGUCAAUUGCACGCAUCGCCCUUCGCUCAGUCUCCUUCAAGCCUGCCGUCUCUGCUAUGGCUACUCGUAGUAUUUCUAUUAACGCUGUCAUGCAAAAGGAUGUUGUUCAAGAUUUAUUCUUGAAGGAAUUAAAGGGAUAUAAGCCUGCUCCCAUUGCCACUGAUGUAGAAAGUGCUGCCAAGGAAUUAAAGCUUCCUACCCCUCCUGCUGUUCCUCAAGUUGAUGCUGAUUUAUCUGAACAAUUAUCUGCUUAUGAUGCUGAACCCGAGGAAGUAUCUCAAUAAAGGGAAAUAAGCGGAAAAAAGGAGAUAAUACAUUUUAUAUAUAUUUAUAUUAAAUCAAGACUUCUAAGAAAAAAGGCACCUUUAAAAAAAUAAAUAAAAUAAAGUGCAUGUGUGUAUAUGUGUUUGAACUUAGAAGAGUGUUGUUAAUUUUAUUGCCCCGGUUUAUUAUUAUAAUUAUUUUUAUUUUGUCAUUUUUUUUUUAUUUAUUUAUACAUUUGUACAUGUUUACAAUAAAAAGCAUAAUACGG
This is a messenger RNA of Cokeromyces recurvatus, 568 nucleotides long. Its product is annotated as ATP synthase complex subunit H-domain-containing protein. The coding region runs from base 36 to 320 and encodes 94 amino acids. NCBI's taxonomy places the organism in Eukaryota, Fungi, Mucoromycota, Mucoromycetes, Mucorales, Mucoraceae. The record is from RefSeq and is a predicted model, not a curated record. Gene Ontology annotation, biological process: proton motive force-driven ATP synthesis. The transcript has 5 exons.